UGUGAACCACAAUUGUACAUUCUUGUGUCUCGGAUCUGUUGACCUCUGGACAAUAGUGUCAGGACCUAGAAAGAUCACUGGGAGCGGGAUUUCCUGACAUCCUUCGGGUCGUGCUUGAUUCCCAUCCACCUUCCAAUACUUACCAUAGUUGGAGACUCGAACCUCAUUCUUCCGAAUACGGCCAUAGACCCCACCUGAAGCCCGAACAUGGAACCGCAACCUAUUAACGUCGCCAUUAUUGGCGCCGGCAUAGCUGGUCUAGCCUUUGCCAUCGGCCUCUCAAAAUACCCCCACAUCACCUUCAUCGUCUACGAAUCCCGUCCCUCCUACGCUGAGAUCGGAGCUGGCAUAGGGUUUUCAACAAACGGCCACAAAGCCAUGUCGCUCAUCUCUCCGAAGCUAUGGGAGAACUAUCAAUCCCACGCCUCAUUCAAUGGAAGUCCUGAGAAAAGAGGCAUUGGAUUUAACUAUGAGGUCGGCGAAAAGGGACUGCUGGAGGGAAAGAGGAUUAUAGAGACGGUGAUGCCAGAGGGGUAUAUGCAGAGUACUUGUCACCGAAAACAUCUUUUGAGUGUGCUUGUUGAGACGUUGCCGGAUAAGGGGGAGAAAUGUACGGUAUUUAACAAGAAGCUGGUAGAGGUUGACGACACGGGCAAGAAAUUGGUCUGUGUUUUUGCGGAUGGUGAGAAAAUCAAGGCCGAUUUAGUUGUUGGCUGCGAUGGAAUCAAAAGUGCAUGUAGACAGUUUGUAUUUGGCAAAGACAGUGAAAUUGGCAAGGCGCAAUUCACUGGGAAAGUGGCGUAUAGAGGUUUGGUCCCUAUGGAGAAGGCAAUUGCAGCGGUUGGAGAAGACAGAGCAAGAAAUCGUCAAAUGUACUUCGGCCAUCAUAGGCAUAUGUUGACAUUUGGGGUGGCCAAAGGGACUAUGAUGAAUGUCGUUGCAUUCCACAGUACGGGAUCUGAUGCCUGGGAAUACUCCUCCCUGGUGCAGCCAAGAACGAUAGAAGACUUUCUGAGAGAUUUUGUUGGUUGGGGAGAUGCUGUGACCAAUAUCAUUUCUAGCAUCGAAAACCCGGAAGUAUGGGCCAUUUUCGACCACCCAAGAGUAGAUACCUUCCACAAAGGUAGAAUCGUGCUUCUUGGAGAUGCUGCUCAUACAACGAGUCCGCAUUACGGUAUGGGAGGUGGAAUGUCGGUCGAAGAUGCAUCCAUCUUGAGCAGUCUGCUCGGAAGCUGCACUUCCGUAAAUGAUGUUGCACCAAUGCUCAAAGUGUACGACUCUAUAAGGGUAGAUCGAUGCUGCGAUAUCGUGGCUGCAAGCAGAGAACAGGGCCGCCUAUGUGAUUUCGAGGCUGAUUGGGUUGGGGACGAUCUUGAGAAAAUCUCUGAGCAGUUGGACAGCGAGUUAAGAAGAUGGAUGUGGGAUUAUGAUCCUGAAGUAGCUUACAAGAAGGCGCUGGAAGAGUUUGAACGAGAAAAGGGAACAGUAGAAUAGAACACUCAUCAUGGGCAUGUUCAAUUGGAGGAACUAUUGGCUUCGAAAUUGCGGAGCAGUGAUCUAUUUUCCAGCACAAUAUUGCCCGAAAAUGCAUUGCUCGAAAGGAACACUAGCAUUGAUGAUAGCCUCAAACACACUCUUAGCAAUCGUAGCUGGCAACGGUGGCGUUGUACUAUUCGCAGC
Molecule: messenger RNA, 1680 nt
Organism: Mollisia scopiformis
Lineage: Eukaryota; Fungi; Ascomycota; Leotiomycetes; Helotiales; Mollisiaceae
Product: FAD/NAD(P)-binding domain-containing protein
Exons: 2
Coding region: 208-1494 (428 amino acids)
Biological process (GO): secondary metabolite biosynthetic process
Molecular function (GO): FAD binding
Source: RefSeq, a predicted model, not a curated record